This is a messenger RNA of Bombus terrestris (buff-tailed bumblebee), 2308 nucleotides long. It is a transcript of the gene Aatf, whose product is annotated as protein AATF. NCBI's taxonomy places the organism in Eukaryota, Metazoa, Arthropoda, Insecta, Hymenoptera, Apidae. The coding region runs from base 454 to 2019 and encodes 521 amino acids. Gene Ontology annotation, biological process: regulation of transcription by RNA polymerase II. The transcript is spliced from 3 exons. Gene Ontology annotation, cellular component: nucleus; nucleolus. The record is from RefSeq and is a predicted model, not a curated record.
UUACGAAUGAUAUAUCCAUCCCUCAGUAUACUAGAAUACUGUAUAAUACAGUUUAGUACAGUUGUACAUACUAUUAUACGACUUGUGAUACAGUCUGCUACUGAGUACAGUCGUAGAGAUAUAUCGUGUGAUCGAAUGUAAAGAUAUAGUACGUGAGGAAAUUGAAAAAAACGAUAUUGAAAUAGAAAGGGAAUUCACAGAGGUCUUUUGUGUCCUUGUCUAAUAAGCAUGCACAUUCGUACAGUAAAUAUGAAGCGUAACACUGAUCAAAGAACGGCGUAAGUAUAAACGUCUGAUCAAAUAAGGAUAGAACGGGCUUAUAUGCAACGUUUUCUUUCUAUUCGUAUAUCGCAUCUACUUUCACGGUUAUGUUCAUCAAUCCGUAUAGAAAGGUGCACGUGGUAAAAUUCAUCAUUUAUAAUUGAAUUAAUACACAUUUGUUUGACCGAAGCAAUGGCUUUAAAAGCAAAGAAGAAAACCUUAGCAGACAAAGUGAAUUCAUUAGUUACUACAACACCAGUAACUUUUAAUUCCGACGAUGAAGCGGAAGACACGAAAGCAAAACUAGUUGAUCGUUAUGAUGAAAGUGAUAAUUCAGAUAGUAAUUUUCAAAUUUCGGAGAUACGUAGACGAAAUGUGGAUCUCUUGGAUCAAGUGGACGAAAGGUAUAAAGGUAAAAAAGUUUCAAGAAAAGAUAUAUAUGAGGAUGAUGAUGAUGAAGAUUCUGUUGUACAAAGCACAUCAGAAAGUGAAGAUGAAGAAAUGAAUAGUAUGGAGCAAGAAAGUGAUGAUAUCAACAACAGUAAUAAUGAAGAAGAUAUGGAAGAUGAUGAUAGCAAUAUGGAGGAUAGUGAAAAUGAUCAUUCGAAUGAGGAAAUGAGUUAUGACAGUAAAAUAAAUUUAGAACAGGAUUCUGAAAAUGAAGAUAGUAAGGAUAUUCUUUUUACACAGCAGGGGACAGAUAUCAAAACAAUAUCACAGAUAAAUAUAAGAGCAGAUAUAGAAAAAGGUAGUUGUGUUAGAAGUCAAUUAAAGCUUUGGGAAAAUUUAUUAGAAAUAAGAAUAAAAUUACAAAAAUGUUUAAUUACGAGUAAUCAAAUGCCGCAGCAUGAUGUUUAUCAAAAUUUUAAAAUGGAUGCAGAAUAUACAAAAACAACUGAUGAAGUAAAAAAUAAGUUGAAGAUAUUAUUGAAUAAUAUGUUACAGUUGCAAACUUUCUUUUUAAAACAAUACCCUGAAACAAAAAAUUUAUCUAUGUCUAAUAAAAAAAGGAAAGCUGAAGAAAGCACAGAUGAAAUAGCAAAUACAGAAGAUCCAAUGGAUGAAGAAAUUCUUUCAGAUACAGAGAAUGAAAAUGAAGAUACAGAUACAAUUUCAGACAAAUAUAAAGAAAACUUUAACAACAAUGUAUUUAGCAAAAAAUUGAAACUUAAAGACUAUGAAAAGAUAUUAAAUGAUAAUCACAAAUCAUAUAUAGAAUAUAGAAAUUCUGUUGUACAAAAAUGGAAUGAAAAGACAAGAAUAACUAGUGGUAAAUUAAAUAAAGGUAUGAGUGAAACAACUCUGAAACAAAUUGAAUUCGCUCUAAAUGAUAAAGAAAAGUUGCUUAAAAAAAGUAGAUUGAAACGUUCAGAAUAUAAAAUUGUUGGUAAGGAACAAGUAACAGAAGAUAGUGAUGGUAGAAGAAUUCAAGACUAUGAUUCUGAAAUUUACGAUGAUGAUGACUUCUAUCAUCAACUUUUAAGAGAUUUAAUUGAAUAUAAAUCAUCUGAUAUCACUGAUCCUAUACAACUUAGUAAACAAUGGAUAAAAUUACAGAAUAUGAGGCGAAAAAUGAAAAGAAAAAUAGAUACAAGAGCUACUAAAGGUAGAAGAAUACGUUAUAAUGUACAUAAUAAGUUAGUAAACUUUAUGGCUCCUAUUACAGCAAAUGAUACAUGGACAGAUCAUGCAAAGGAUGAAUUAUAUAGUUCUUUAUUUGGCAGAAUUAAACCACCAAAUGUAGAAGUUGGUCGUUAAGUUUAGCACAAUUAAUAAAAUGUUAAUUUUAUAUAUUUUAAUCAAAAAUAUUUUAUCAGAUUUACAGAAAUUUGAUAAUGAAAUACAAGCAAAAAUAAUUAUAGUUAAUAUUAUGUAAUAAAAUAAAUAAAAAAAAAUUUGUUUAUUGUGUAUAUAAUAAUACAAGAGUGUUUAAAAUUUUAUACUUAAUGAUAUUCAUUUGAAUAUUAUUUUUUCUAGCCUUAUCAACAAAAUGUUGUUGUAUAUAUAUAAUUUUGUUUAGUAAAUAAAGUAACUUUAUAUUAAUUGA